AUGUCAUCCCCUUCUAAAAAGACCCCACUAGGCAUCAUCUUCAAGAAUGAAAAUGUCAAUGAAGAAAUGAUAUCAAUUUUACAACAAUUCCAUACAUAUCUCCCCCAAACUGGUGAUAUGCAGUAUGACAGCCAAAUUUUUACUAGUGACCAGCUUACAGUAGAAAGAGCAGUCAACACCAUAGCAUCUGUGUGCAAUGGCUAUACUGCUGAAGACCGAUUGAAAGGGAUAAACAUGCAGAUUGCUGAUUGGCAUGCUGGUGUAAAGAUACUGGAUCUGAUAUAUCAUCGAUUCUACUCAGCUCAGUCUGAUGCCAACCACUGUACAAUGUACUCGGAUAGGAGUCUCAUAAACCGAAGAAAUGUCACGAAUGACACCCAUUCUAAUUAUCGUGCCAAUAAAGAUUUCUUUCUGCUUAUAUUGCAAUCCAGAAUCAUUUUAGCAGCAAUGAAAGUGCUGGGCCUUUAUUCCAAGGAGAGUCAACCAUCUUUGUUCAACAUUCCAGCUGAUAUUGCAAGAAAAACAAAUAUCCAAAAGCUUGCAAUAUUGCAUGAAGCUGCAGGAAUUGUGGUUGACCAGUAUGUUUUUGCUGAAAACAACAUAAACAAGCUAAUCAAUGAUGUCAUAACAGAACAAGAGUGACAAGAUAUACAAGACAACCAACAUCUGACUCCUGAUGGUCGCUUUCCCUGUAGAUUUCCAGGUUGUAACAAGUCUUUUAUAUAUGAUGGGAAGAGCAACAAAAAGCAUGAAGUGACUCAUGAUACACCUCCAGAUGUGAUUGAACCUCCUGUCCCAAUUUUAGAGAAACCAAAGAAAGAUUUGGAAGAGAAAGAUAUUGCAAGUGAUGWCAUGUUCUUCUACAACUCAGCACUAUUUGCUGAUGGUCUUUUUUUCCUGAAUUUCUUGAUGCUAUGUCUGAGGGAGAUGGAGACAGAAUAAUGCGGCAGUACAAAUAUAUGCUUAUGUACUGCAAAACAGACAAAAAGCACAGCACCAAGUA
Exaiptasia diaphana is the source of this 1003-nucleotide messenger RNA. RefSeq lists its product as uncharacterized. Bases 1 to 642 code for a protein of 213 amino acids. Lineage: Eukaryota; Metazoa; Cnidaria; Anthozoa; Actiniaria; Aiptasiidae. The transcript has 3 exons. The record is from RefSeq and is a predicted model, not a curated record.